AACAUCUCCAUCAACAUACAGCAAAAACAGCAUCAGCACAUCAGCACCGAGGCUCCUGCAGGCUCACACGGAUUAUAAUCAAGUGCGAUGGAUGUGAUUAGGGAGAUGAUCUUGAUGCUGCUUUAUCUUGGCAGUGCAGCCUCUCUGCAAGUGAGCAUCACGCCUGCACAAGGUGAAAUCAGCGUCGGAGAGUCCAAGUUCUUUUUGUGUGAAGUGGCCGGGGGAGUGAAGGAAAUGGACUGGUUCUCACCCACUGGAGAGAAGAUAGAGUCGAAUCGGCAGGACAUCACGGUGAUCCGGAAUGAUGAGACGUCCUCCACGCUGACGAUCUACAGUGCAAGUGUGGAGAACGCCGGCACGUACAAGUGCAUCGCUUCCAACAAAGGGCAGCAAGCUGAGGCCACGGUCAAUGUCAAAAUAUACCAAAAGAUCAGCUUUCCAAACGCUCCAUCACCUCAAGAGUUUUCGGAGGGGGACACGGCCAUCAUCGUCUGUGACGUGGUUAGCUCUCCACCACCCACCGUCAUCUGGAAACACAAAAAAACUAAAAUCGAUUUCGAUAAAGACGUUCGCUUCAGUGUUUUGAACAACAACCACCUGCAGAUCAAAGGCAUCAGGAAGGCAGAUGAAGGCGUGUACACCUGCGAGGGGCUCAUCAUGGCCCGCGGCGAGAUCGACUUCCGCUACAUCCAUGUCGUGGUGAACGUUCUCCCGACUGUCAGAGUCCGGUACGCUGAGGUGAAUGCCACCGCAGAAACGGGCGGCUCUGCCAUGUUGGCAUGCGACGCAGAUGGCUUCCCUGAACCCACGGUCACAUGGGCGCGGAGCGAGGUUCUGCUGGAGAGCGGGGAUAAGUACAGCUUUAACGAGGACGGCUCCGAGAUCACUAUAAUGGAUGUAAAGAAGCUGGAUGAAGGAGAUUACACCUGCACCGCCACCAACAAAGCAGGAAAGAGUGAAGAAGAAGUCAGCCUGAAAGUCUUUGUGAAACCUAAAAUCACAUUCUUGGAGAACCAGAGCACUACGGAGAUGGAGGAGCAGAUCAGGUUGACGUGCGAGGCCACCGGAGACCCUACACCGAGCAUCACGUGGAGUUUCGGCUCACAGGUUUUCACAGACGGGGAACAGGCCUCGUGGACUCGGCCCGAGCAGCAUAAGGGUGAAGACGGCAGCGUGGUGGCACGCAGCGACGCUCGUCUCUCCUCUCUGACGGUCAAGGACGUCCAGUACACUGACGCCGGCGAGUACCUCUGUACGGCUACCAACGCUGUAGGCCAGAGCUCCCAGUCCACCUACCUGGAAGUGCGGUAUGCACCUAAACUCUUGGGCUCGUUGGAGGUUUUCACAUGGGAAGGGAACCCGGUCAACAUCAGCUGUGUAAUCUUGGCUCACCCCAGUGACGUGUCCAUCAUGUGGAUGCGAGACGAAAUCCAGCUGCCCAACGUCAACAUCACCAACAUCAAGAUCUAUAACACCCCAAACGCCAGCUACCUGCAGGUAACCCCGGAUUCUCAGAGUGACUUCGGCAGCUACAACUGCACCGCCUCUAAUGAGAUUGGGACCGAGUCCAAGGAGUUCAUCCUGAUUCAGGCGGACGUGCCCUCGGCUCCAGCCGUCACUCAGGUGAAGCCGUACUCCAGCACCGCUCAGGUGCUUUUCAACGAGCCUGAGUCGACCGGAGGAAUUCCCGUUCUUAAGUACCACGUCGAGUGGAAAGCGGCUUCCAAAAGCAACUGGAUCCAGCAUGUCUACGAGGUCCGAGAAGAGAUGAGAUCACUAACAAUCACCGGCCUAAAACCAGAAACCAGGUAUGAAGUCAGGCUGUCCGCUAUCAACGGCAAGGGAAGAGGCGAGAGCAGCUCCGUGAUCAGCUUUAAGACGGAGCCUGUUCAAGGGGAGCCCAGUCCCCCUAAACUGAAGGGCAGCCUGGAGCCCAAGGGCAACGCCCUUAAAGUCAACUGGAUCAAACAGGAUGACGGUGGCUCACCCAUCACACACUAUCUAGUGCGCUACAAAGCUAAAGAAGACGCCCAGUGGAAGACAGAGAUGCGCGUGCCAAGCACGACUGGCUACGCCCUCCUCAGCGGCCUGGACUGGAACACCGAGUACGACGUGCUGGUGGUGGCUGAGAACCAGCAGGGCAAAUCACAGCCUGGCAUGCUGAGUUUCCGCACGUCCUCGGAGCCCUCCGCCACUCCGGACUUCAUAGAGGACGACGCCGGCCUGAACACAGGUGUGAUUGUUGGAAUUCUCAUCCUGGUUUGCGUGGUCGUGCUGCUGGUCGUGGACGCCACCUGCUGCUUUCUCAACAAGUGUGGCCUGCUGAUGUGUCUCUGUGGCAAACCAGGCACGGGCACCAAGGGCAAAGACGUAGAGGCAGGCAAGGCUGCACUUGUGAAAGACGAUUCCAAGGAGCCUAUAGUGGAAAUGAGGAGUGAAGACGGACUCACAGCCAAUCACGAUGUAGGAGGACACUCCGAGCCCAAUGAGACCACGCCCCUUACAGAGCCUGAGCGACACACAGAAGUCAUGUCCUCAGUGGUGGACCUCCCCCUGUCCGUUGCCACCAACUCAGACACGGUCACCGACACAUUCGAUCUCAGCCAGAGUAGCCCGAUUAGCGAGAGCACCACUCUCACCUCCAGCCUCACUGCCCCUCCCUCCGAGCCCAAACCCACAUCCAACAGCUUCCAGCCCUUAGACCCCUCCCUGCUCUCUUCAGAACCUCCCUUAGUAGAUCUGGCUGAUCCUCAAACCAGCGGCCCUUCAAAUAUCCCAGCAGAAACGCAGAUUAAACCUUCAGAGCUUGACACCCAGGCUCCACCGUCCCCUGCGUUUAGUGCAGAUAAAGAACCCAAAGAUCUGGAGGCAGAACCGACGCCCACAGGGCUCUCCACCAAUCCACCGAUCAGUGCCGCUCCCGUCUCCUCAGAGAACCACGUGCUUCAGAUAGAUGGAGACGCUGCUUCACUAUCACACCUCCCUCAGGAUGCCUCCGACUCUCUGGACACAGCUGCCUCGGUUGGCCCAUCUGCUCUACCAAAUGAGAACAUGCUGGAGGAGAAGAUGGAGAAUGGCACUGAGGAAGAAGAGCUGAAGAAGAUUCAGCCCGGAGCAGCGGCGGAACCAAAUGCCAUAUCGCAAACAAACGGUGCCGAGAGUUAGGCGUGGUCAGGCAAAGCACCAAAGAGAGACGCGGCGGCAUCCUGAUGAACACGGAUACGUUCAUUCUACAGUGCCCUUAACCAUGUAUUCUGAAACUGUAACGUGUAUCAGACAUAAACCUCAAGACAUUCAGGAGAAUCACAGCACAUGUUCACUAACCUCGGUGAAGUUCGAACCCCAUGAUCUGAAAACACAUGAGAAGAUUUUUGUCUGUUUGUGCUCCGGUUGUACUUAGAAAUAAUCUGUGCUUUUUUGAAGUUUGUCAUUUUUAUGCCCAGAUCAGGUUUUGUUUUACCAUCUACUUCAUAAUCGCACUAUUUCUUCAGCAUUUGUGCAAAUGAAACAUGGUUUGAUCUGAUUUUAAAGUUGACGAGACAUGUUUCUGCCCAAACAAGCAAAAAUACCUUCAUACAUUUCCUGAUUGUAUUUUUUACUUUAUUAAAGUAUUUACCUCUG
Trichomycterus rosablanca is the source of this 3621-nucleotide messenger RNA. RefSeq names its product neural cell adhesion molecule 1b (gene ncam1b). The transcript is spliced from 21 exons. Gene Ontology annotation, molecular function: protein binding. The coding region runs from base 88 to 3165 and encodes 1025 amino acids. Gene Ontology annotation, biological process: cell adhesion. The record is from RefSeq and is a predicted model, not a curated record. Gene Ontology annotation, cellular component: membrane. Lineage: Eukaryota; Metazoa; Chordata; Actinopteri; Siluriformes; Trichomycteridae.